Messenger RNA from Helianthus annuus (common sunflower), 2203 nucleotides. RefSeq names its product phosphoglucomutase, cytoplasmic. Gene Ontology annotation, biological process: carbohydrate metabolic process. The record is from RefSeq and is a predicted model, not a curated record. The coding region runs from base 211 to 1959 and encodes 582 amino acids. Gene Ontology annotation, cellular component: cytosol. Gene Ontology annotation, molecular function: phosphoglucomutase activity; magnesium ion binding. Lineage: Eukaryota; Viridiplantae; Streptophyta; Magnoliopsida; Asterales; Asteraceae. The transcript is spliced from 17 exons.
ACGUGGGGGCAAUACUCAAAAACAAUGUCUCUCAGAUCUGGUUGACAGAUCACCACCCAGCGGUUCCGAAUAACAGAAUAUCCACCGCCACGUCUUUCCGUAUAUCUCACUCCUCUUUCUCUUUCUCUCUCUAGAACCGACAUCACUCACUUUCUCUCCAUUUUCGCCAACCUUCUUACACACUCUCUCUCUGUGAAAACAGUUUAACUAAUGGCGAAUUUCACUGUUAAUCGCGUCGAAACCUCGCCGAUUGAAGGCCAAAAGCCUGGCACUUCUGGACUCAGGAAGAAGGUCAAAGUAUUCACCCAACCGCAUUACUUGCAUAACUUUGUUCAGUCGACAUUUAACGCUCUUUCUGCGGAGAACGUUAAAGGUUCUACCCUAGUUGUUUCCGGUGAUGGUCGUUACUACUCAAAGGAUGCGAUCCAGAUUAUUAUCAAAAUGGCAGCUGCAAAUGGAGUAAGACGUGUUUGGGUUGGUCAAAACGGACUUUUAUCCACACCUGCUGUAUCAGCAGUUGUACGUGAACGAGUUGGGGCUGAUGGUUCCAAAGCAAACGGGGCGUUUAUUUUGACAGCCAGUCACAACCCAGGUGGUCCCAAUGAGGAUUUUGGAAUCAAAUACAAUAUGGGAAAUGGUGGGCCAGCACCUGAAGGAAUUACCGACAAAAUCUUUGAGAACACUAAAACAAUAAAGGAGUAUUUUAUCGCAGAAGGCCUACCGGAUGUGGAUAUCUCGGCAAUUGGAGUUUCAAACUUUUCAGGUCCUGACGGUCAAUUUGACGUUGAUGUUUUCGACUCGUCAAGUGACUAUGUGAAAUUGAUGAAAUCGAUCUUUGAUUUCCAGUCCAUCCAAAAGCUAAUUACCUCUCCACAAUUUAGUUUCUGUUAUGAUGCACUUCAUGGAGUUGCUGGAGCUUAUGCUAAACGUAUAUUUGUUGAGGAGCUUGGUGCAAAAGAGAGCUCGUUAUUGAACUGUGUUCCCAAGGAAGAUUUCGGUGGUGGACAUCCUGAUCCCAACCUUACUUACGCAAAAGAGCUGGUAGCAAGAAUGGGAUUGGGUAAAAACCCUGAUAGUAACCCACCGGAAUUCGGUGCUGCCGCUGAUGGUGAUGCUGAUAGGAACAUGAUCCUUGGUAAAAGGUUUUUUGUUACACCGUCAGAUUCUGUUGCUAUCAUUGCCGCCAAUGCAGUCCAAUCUAUACCCUACUUUUCAUCUGGAUUAAAGGGUGUUGCCAGGAGUAUGCCAACGUCUGCUGCUCUUGAUGUUGUAGCCAAAAGUUUGAACUUGAAGUUUUUUGAGGUACCAACUGGCUGGAAAUUCUUUGGUAACUUGAUGGAUGCUGGAUUAUGUUCAGUUUGUGGUGAAGAAAGUUUCGGAACAGGAUCGGAUCACAUCCGUGAGAAGGAUGGAAUCUGGGCUGUCUUGGCUUGGUUAUCCAUUCUUGCUCAUAAAAACAAGGACAACCUUAACAGUGGGACCCUUGUAACUGUUGAAGACAUUGUAAAACAGCACUGGGCUACCUUUGGACGCCACUACUACACUCGCUAUGAUUACGAGAAUGUCGAUGCAGGUGCUGCAAAAGAACUAAUGGCACACUUGGUCAAGUUGCAAUCCUCUAUUAGUGACAUUAACGAAACCAUAAAAGGAAUACGAUCUGAUGUGGCGAAUGUUGCAAGUGCUGAUGAAUUUGAAUACAAAGAUCCUGUUGACGGUUCAAUCUCUAAGCAUCAGGGAAUUCGUUAUUUAUUUGAAGACGGUUCACGUUUGGUUUUCCGUUUAUCAGGGACGGGGUCAGAAGGCGCCACAAUUCGUCUUUACAUCGAGCAAUACGAAAAGGAUUCAUCCAAAACUGGAAGAGAUUCUCAAGAAGCACUUGCUCCUCUGGUGGAGGUUGCACUAAAGCUGUCAAAGAUGCAAGAAUUCACAGGUCGUUCCGCCCCCACUGUGAUUACAUAAAUAAAUACACAUACAUGCUGUCGCUGUUGCUGUCGCUGUCGCCUACAGGGUAUGUAUUUUGAGUGCUCUUAUAGAAAUAAAGUUUAGCUUUUCGGGAUCACAUGUCUAGUUUGUUAAAUGUUUGAAGAUUUACAAUUUUUGUUGCCCUUAAUAAUUCAGUUGUAUCAUGAGAGUAUUUACCAACAAUGUCCUGAAGUUACGGCUAUUUUAUUUCAUACGAGGCUUGACAAACGAUUCGGUAUCA